AUGGAAGCGCUCGCUAUGGCGCUCGGCGCAUCACGGGAAAUGACCAUGGCCGGCGCGGCGCUGCUGGGCGUUCUGUGCCAUCAAACUGUCAUGAAGCCAUUCGAGGUUGACAGCCGCGGGUGGGAAAUGACCGUCUCGUAUCUGAGCGUGCUCGGCGGACUCUUUGUUGGCUACACGCUGAGCGCCAACUACGCACUCGGAGAUGCGCUCGUGCGCACCGCCUCCGCCGGCGCCGCCUUCCUCGUUGGUUUGUACGGCAGCAUGCUGGUGUACCGCGCCUUCUUCCACCGGCUCGGCCACUUCCCAGGCCCGUUUGCAGCGCGCUUGAGCAAUUUGUACCACCUCAUUUCCAUGACAAGGACGAACCUGCAGUACCACCUGCACGUCCAAAAACUCCAUUCGCGCUACGGCGACUUUAUCCGCACCGGACCACGGGAGCUCACAGUGCUGCGCGCCUCGGCUGUCGACCUGAUCUACGGCUCGACGUCAAAGUGCACCAAAGGCACCUGGUACGAUCAGAACUCGGGCGAUCCCGACAAGGUCGGCAUCGAGAAUGUUCGGGACAAGGAGCGCCACCGGAUCCGUCGCAAGGCCUGGGAUAAGGGCUUUGGUGUGCGUGCCCAGGAGACGUAUCAGCCCCGUAUCAAACAAAAGAUUGACCAGCUCAUGGACCGAAUCGGCACCGGCAAGCCCGUCAACAUCACGCAGGACAACAUCUUUUACGCGUGGGAUGUCAUGGGCGACAUUGCCUUCUCGCACGAGUUCCACAUGCUCCAGACGGGCGUCGAGCACCCCGCCGUCGACGGCCUGCACUGGGCCAUGGCCACGGCUGGAGUCGUCACGACCCUGCCCUGGCUCAUGAACAUGCUGCGCGUGAUUCCCGGUGCGACGGGGCGCUUCGAGCGCUUCGCGAGUUGGUGCACCGAGCAGCUCAACCUCAAGCGCGAGGUGUUGGCCCGGGAAAAGGCCACCGGCAAGCCCAAAGAGUCCCAGGACGUCAUGACCUGGAUCAUCAAUGCGCAGGAGGACGGCGACCGGUCCGCUCCACCGAGCGAGUCGGCUAUUCGCGAAGAUGCGCGCACGUUAAUAUCGGCGGGGAGCGACACCAUCGCCAUCGCCUUCACCAAUUUCCUCUUCUUCAUGGCGUCCCACCCAUCCAUCUACCGCACGCUGCAAUCCCACCUCACCACCACCUUCCCCGACGGCCCCUCAACCUGGACCUACACGCGCGCCAAAUCCAUCCGCUACAUCGACCACCUCAUCCACGAAACCCUCCGCCUCCGCCCCCCAGUACCCAUGGGUUUCCCGCGCCAAACCCCUCCCGAAGGCCUCCAGAUCGACGAGGUGUACAUACCCGGCGACGUGAUCGUCAACGUCCCGACAUGGGCAAUCCAGCGCGACGAGCGCUACUUCACCGACGCGCUCGCCUUCCGUCCGGAAAGGUGGGAGAGUUUGAGUCCCGAAGGGACGGGGAUGGCGUACCUGCCUUUUCAAAAGGGCGGGUUUGCCUGUGUUGGGAAAGCGCUUGCCAUGAUGCAGCUGCGCAUGCUUAUUAGCAUUGUUGGGUUGAGGUUUGAUGUGGCGUUUGCCGAGGGUGAGGAUGGGGUGCGGUUUUGGGAGGGUGCUAAGGAGACGCUUACCCUGUGGGUGCCUGAGUUGAGGUUGGUGUUUACGCCUAGGGAGUACUAG
Messenger RNA from Canariomyces notabilis, 1689 nucleotides. Its product is annotated as cytochrome P450. The record is from RefSeq and is a predicted model, not a curated record. Lineage: Eukaryota; Fungi; Ascomycota; Sordariomycetes; Sordariales; Chaetomiaceae. The transcript has 5 exons. The coding region runs from base 1 to 1689 and encodes 562 amino acids. Gene Ontology annotation, molecular function: oxidoreductase activity, acting on paired donors, with incorporation or reduction of molecular oxygen; iron ion binding; heme binding.